This is a messenger RNA of Thamnophis elegans (Western terrestrial garter snake), 1349 nucleotides long. It is a transcript of the gene VSTM4, whose product is annotated as V-set and transmembrane domain containing 4. The transcript is spliced from 8 exons. Lineage: Eukaryota; Metazoa; Chordata; Lepidosauria; Squamata; Natricidae. The record is from RefSeq and is a predicted model, not a curated record. Bases 162 to 1118 code for a protein of 318 amino acids.
CGCAGCCGCCCGGCCCGCCUUCCCCGAGAGCGCGGCGGCGGUGGGCGCAGCCGGGCCGGCGGGGUCCUCCGGCGAGGCUGUCGGGGGCGGCGCGGCCGGGCAGGGAGGCCGCUUCGUGGCGAGAGACGGUCGGGAACCCGGCAGCCGCCCGCCCGUCGGCGAUGCCGCUGCUGGCGCUGCUGGCGCUGCUGGCCGGCGCGCCCUGGGCAGAUAUUUGUGAAGCUCUGAAUGUGACCGUCUCCCCGGGGCCCAGGACCCAGCAUCUCAUUGGAGAUAAUGUCACUUUAUUCUGCCACGUUUCUCAGAAAAGGCGAAGGGAAAACCUUUUGGCUGUCCGGUGGGUUUUUGCUCUCCCCUCUGCCCAGGAAUACCUGAUGAUCAAAAUGACCAAAUUUGGGGUCAUCCAGUACUAUGGAAACUACACAAGCCGCUUCUACAAGCGAAGGCUUCGGCUCCUUGAGGAGAAACACAGGGCGAUGUACGCAUUUUUGAUCCUGAACAUCCAACAAGCCGAACAAGGACACUAUAUUUGCAAAGUGCAGGAGAUCGGCAGGCAAAGGAACAGGUGGACUUCCUGGUCCAACGGAAGCGCCUCGACCGAAGUCCAAGUGUUUCCAUCCCGUUUUUUGGAUGAGGAAAAACACAAUGCUUGGGCAUUUUUUAAAGACCCCUCUGCCUAUGCGGUCCUGAUGUGCUCGGCAGGGAUCCUGAGUAUCCUCCUUUUCACUCUGGUCAUCCUCUGCCAGAUCUUGAGCAACAAGAAACGAGCCAGCGGGAAACGUAGCUUGGUGAAAUCUCCUCAGAAGAGCUUGCAGGAGGCAGGAAGUCCCAGCAAGGCAGCCGGGUCUCCAGGGCCCCCCCCCACCCGGAGGAAAGGGGUGAAGGCGGCCGAGGCACCCCCAGCAGUUCCUGCCAAAGCACCAACAUCCCAGGCCUUCUCAAAGCCUAAACUCCUGAAACCACAAAGGAAGGUCACCUUGCUGAAGGGCCGAGAGGAGAACCUGACCUACGCUGAGCUGGAGCUGCUGAAGCCUCACCAGGAGGCCAAAGGCGCUGCGCCCACCACCACCGUCUACGCCCAGAUCCUCUUCCAGGAUAACGACCACCACGACGUGUAAAUGAUGCAGCCGGGACGGGGCCUGCGGGGAUGGCGGGUGGGAAUGGGACUCCGAAGGCUGCGGAAACGGCUUGUUUUGAAAGAUUUCAGGGGACUCUUUUUAGGUGAAUAAAAACAUUCUCAGGAACCAACAGGAAAAAACAUCACAUCUUUCCUUUGGAUGAUUGGCAUAAUAGCAGUAGACUUAGCAGUUAGACUUAUAUACCGCUUCAUAGGGCUUUCAGCCCUCUCU